Molecule: messenger RNA, 3090 nt
Organism: Mucor mucedo
Lineage: Eukaryota; Fungi; Mucoromycota; Mucoromycetes; Mucorales; Mucoraceae
Exons: 5
Coding region: 157-3060 (967 amino acids)
Biological process (GO): nuclear-transcribed mRNA catabolic process, nonsense-mediated decay
Cellular component (GO): telomerase holoenzyme complex
Molecular function (GO): protein binding; telomeric repeat DNA binding; telomerase RNA binding
Source: RefSeq, a predicted model, not a curated record
UUUUGCUCACACAUGUUAAUUAUUUGGAAGGGAGAAUAAUACACUUUUUUUUUUAUCUAUCUUUAUUUAAAAAAAAAACCGAACCAUUACGAGAGACAGAAAAAACUUUUUUUUUUUUUACAGCAAAAUUAUGUCUAUUGAUUUAUUUAAGCCAUCAUGCAAGCUAGUGAGUUAAAUAAGUCUACGACACCACGUCGAAGAAGAAGACGACCAAGAAACAGAAGAAAGCAAAAGCAACGUGACGAAGAACCUUUAAAGCAAAGUGAAGAAUUGCAAGUGACGCAGAAGCAAAACUUGAACUUGACUGAUUUAUCAAGUGAGGCUCAUGCUUUAGAAAAACAGCUUAAUGAACUUCAAACACAAUUAAAAAUUAAUUAUUCCAGCAUCCCAAGCAAAGAGCAAGGACGUAUCGCAAGUGCCAUUGCUGCUGAACAAAUAUUGGCUACGGAGGAAGAGAUUGUCUAUGUUAGAAACAGUCUCAAGAGAACAUAUCGUCAAAUAUUCUCUGUGGAUCUCAUGUAUGCUACAGCACAUCAUAUCGAAGAUAAAAUAUGGAGAUAUAUUUUUUACGCAGGCAUUGAGGAAGUACGUAGUAAAUUACGUAAAAUGUCAUCAUCUGAGACUGCCAGCAACGAUAACAAGACAUUGCAGAAAGAAUUAUAUAACAGAAUUGAUUCUGCAUUCAAGUUUUAUCGUGAUCUAAACAUCCAUGUAAAGACAACAUACCAUAUCGACACAAAAGUACUAGGCAUUGAUUUGUUUAAACAACACAGUUCUGAAGAAAAAGUGGGUGUAUUACUUCAGUUCAAUUAUAUUUGUAUGGGUGAUUUGGCACGUUAUCAUGCUCAGCAAGCCAUGGCUGCUAAAAGUACCAAGAAGACUUCGGAGUACUGGUCAUUGGCCAAGUCAUGUUAUUUAAAGGCAAUCGAUGUAUAUAGAAAAAAUGGUAAGCCUUACUCACAAUUGGCCCUCGUGUCUAUGUCAAACGGCAAUGCAAUGGAUGUAGUAUGGUACUACUGUAUGAGUUUGGCAGUCAAACACCCUUCUAGUGUAGGCAGAGACAACCUUAAAUCAUUUUAUUCCAAGAUUAGAUUCAAUUCUAAGCAAAAGGAAAGUGAUAAUAAUGUCUCAACAAUGACCUCUCAAUUUGUGGAAUCUUUCCUUCAUAUGCAUCGAACAGUCAUGUUUAAUCAAAAGGAUAGCGAUGAAUUUGCAGCCAUGAUAAGCGUAUCUGGUCAGCUGGGCACAACGCUGUUUUCGCUUAUUCAAUCGGAAGAAGGGGAAGAGGAUGUAAAUAUAUCCAAAUCAACUAGUUCUAUGUUACACAUUAUUCGAACCACUCUUACACGUACGAUCACUAUUCUGAUGAUUUCAAUCUGGAUUGCCGGUGAAAGAUUAAAAGAUAAGGCCAAUUACAAUAUCCGACCUGUUAUACUAUCGUCCCAGAUCCACAUGUUUAUUUUUGUAUUCAACCUGCUGACUGGUGUCUAUCGCUCAUCCCGUCAAGUGUUGGAACAAGUCAGAGAGUCGCUGGAGCCUGAAAAGUACGACAAAUUAGAAGCAAUGGUGGAUGAAACAUUAUUGCCUGGUCUGAGUAUUUGGGCAAGUUACCUGAAUACGAACAUGAACACGGUUGCUCAAUAUUGUAUGACUGCUGCAAAUGAUUCUAGAAAUAGAGAGCCUGAAAAGAAAACCUUGGUCAAGUCGAUUCAAUCUUUAUUGUCGUUGCUAAUUAGUCAUCCUUCAUUCCCUGAUCCUGUGCUUAAUGUGCUUCCACCAACAUAUCCUUUAUCCGAAGAUUUAUUACUCUUAGGUAUUAUUCCAUUGGCAUCAUUUCAUAAAAAGAUAGAUUUCUUCAAGGAGAAUGCGUAUGAGGUAGAUGAUGAACACACGUUUGAGGCUCGCAAACAAGUACGAUGGGGACGUAUUCGUGACAUGAUUAAAAGUAUUGCCGAUUCCAAUUCAUUUGAUUUUAUUCAAUACAACCAAGCAGAGCAGAAGUAUAUUGUUAUUGACGAAAAUGCCAAACGUCAACAACAAGGAAGAUUUAUGAAAGCUUUGGCUACACAGCGUUUGAUGGAACAAGUAUCUUCUUUAGAAAAGAACGUGAAUAGAAUGUCGUUAGGUAAAAAACAAGAAGCAACCCCAACUACAAAACGAGAAGUAUAUACGUGUGUGGUGGAUGUUACAGCCUUCCUAGAUGGCUUGAAUAAGGUGAAGCGAUGGGCCACCCAAACCCUAAAUGUUGAUCGCAGAUCUCAAGGAAGCAUAUUAGAAGUCGUUGUUCCUUUAGAAGUCAUUGAUUCUUUGGAUGACCAUAAAAAGGGUACUUCUCAUAUGAAUAUGCAAGCUCGUGAAUCUAUUCGUUUUCUGGAUCAAAAACUGUUGGAGAAUGGCAAUAAAACUGAUAUGCCAACUAGUUCGUUCCUUCGUACGCAAAAGGUCAGCGAAAAAUUAAGUGAUUGGGAUGAGGCAAAGGCUUUUUGGAUUGGCGAAGAAAGUAGAUCGAAUGCGGUCGACCAUCUUUUGUCUGAAGAUGAGGAAGAUGAGGAAGAUGAGGAAGAUGAGGAAAAAGAGGCAGCAGAAGAAGAAAUUGUAUCUGAUGCAGAAUCUGAUGAUAGCUCCGACGGUGAUUUAUUCCAUUCUAGAAGAAGAGGGGGUGGUAGUGACUCUGAGGAAUCCGAUGUGGAAAGUGCGAGUAGCGACGAUGAAGAGAGCGAAGAAGAAAACGAAGCUGGCGAGGAAUAUGAUUACACUGAAAAUUUCGAGGAAGAAGAUCAAGAUGAAAUACCAUAUACGUUCGACGAUGUACCCAAAGGAUAUCGCCCAAUUUUAAGCUGUUUACUGUAUUAUCAUAGUAAGCAACAGGCGAGAGAAGACAAUCAACCAGAGCGCCUUGUUCUGGUAACUAACGACGAAGAUUUGGCGUGGUGGGCUGAGUUGUUCGGAGAUCCUAAGACUGGAAAGCGUAUGCUGAUCAAAACUGUAAAUGAAUGGGACCAAAUGGUCGGUAAGCUUGAUUUUGAAAAGGUGUAUGAUUACUCCUGGAAACAACGCUAAUUAAAUAAACACGAACACUUAAAAAUGAAA